Strongylocentrotus purpuratus (purple sea urchin) is the source of this 1339-nucleotide messenger RNA. RefSeq names its product calpain small subunit 1-like. NCBI's taxonomy places the organism in Eukaryota, Metazoa, Echinodermata, Echinoidea, Camarodonta, Strongylocentrotidae. Bases 52 to 600 code for a protein of 182 amino acids. The record is from RefSeq and is a predicted model, not a curated record. Gene Ontology annotation, molecular function: calcium ion binding. The transcript has 10 exons.
GUGACUUCUAAUCAUAUUCUUUAAGAAAAUUCUAUUAACGGAAAAUCCACCAUGUCUCACAGGCAGCGGAGAGGAGAAGAAAAGGAAGAUGUUGACAUGAUUCGGUUCAGAAAAACCUUCGAAGAACUGUCCGGACAGGACAUGGAGGUUGAUGCUUGGGAACUUCGGGACAUUCUAAAUUCAUCCCUUCGUCAAGAUUUACGCCGUGAUCGUUUUAGUGAGGACUCUUGCAAAAGUAUGGUGGCUCUCAGCGAUGAGGAUCGUACUGGCAAGCUUAGCUUCGAUGAGUUCAGAGAGCUGUGGGACCACAUUUGUGAAUGGAAGGAAUUAUUCAAGAAGGCAGACACUGAUAACUCUGGAAUGAUCAGUACCAACGAGAUGAGGGCGUCUUUAACCUCACUUGGCUUUAAGCUGAAGAAUGACACAUUUCGAGCCCUUGGUCUGCUGUAUGGAAAUAAGGAGGGUAACUUGUCAUUUGCCAGCUUCAUACAUGUCGCUAUCAGAGUCAAGUUUAUGUACACUACCUUCGAAUCAAAGAGCCGCGGUGACAAGGCCAGAUUCAAUUUGGAAGAGCUACUGAUGGUAUACUUCUACUCCUAAUUAUCUCGGUGGCAUCGAGGUUCGUGAGAAGCAGUCGGUCAAGUUUAAACAAUUCAAUGUUUUUAACAUAAAAUCGUCUUUCAUUAUACAGUUUUAUUAUGCAUUUUUAGGCCUACAGGUUUGAAAAAUAUAUAAUGAAUAUAAGAAAUAUUAAUUAGUAUAGCUGAUCAUAAUUUAAUUAGGUUAAAAUUCUAUUAAGAUGCCAUGCUGAACUUACACGUAAGUUAACAUUUAAUAUUAUGUUGAAUUCCUGAUAUAAAUUUAAAUCAUUUCUAUGCGUCUUGAGCAUCUCUAGAGAUGGAUAUGUUGCGCUUUACAAAUAUUUGUAUUAUUAUUGUUAUUGUUAUUAUUAGGUCUGUUAAAUAGAGGUUUUGCCGACAUGCCAACAUGUUUAAGUAGUUUGUAUAAUUAUAUGCAUUUUGGGGCAAUUUUACAGGAUACUUUUGGAGACUCGGUCACUCUCAAUGUGGCCCCUGCUUUAGAUAAUCAUGCACCCCUGGUUUGUGGGUAGUAGAUCCACAUACAAAUUAAUCAGUGGGUAUAUUUCGAUUCAUUUUGUUGUAAAAUAGUGAUGAUAAUAAUAAUAGUUUAUACUAAUAUUUAUAAUAAUCAAAUUCAUGUUAGGUGAAAUAAAAUUCACGACUGUGCGUACAAUUAUUUCCUACUUCGUGCAUUUAAAUUAACGCGGCGCUCACGAUGAGCAUAUUUGGGGCAUUCAAUUUCAUUUUAUGGUGAUCAA